Molecule: messenger RNA, 702 nt
Organism: Paramuricea clavata
Lineage: Eukaryota; Metazoa; Cnidaria; Anthozoa; Malacalcyonacea; Plexauridae
Source: the annotation of a GenBank genome assembly
AUGUUAUUAAUGUACACAAGUGGACUACGCUGCCUUUACACAGGAGGUAAAACACUUGAGUUAUUAGUUCUCACUAUAGUACAUAUUAGUUCUAGUAUAUUUUUAGUUAGUAAUCACGAUCUCUUGUUUAUAUCAUUGUUAUAGCUAUCAAUCUUGUUUCCAUUAUUAUUAUUAUUAUUAUUAUUUUUAUUAUUAUUAUUAUUAUUAUUAAAUUAAUAUUAUUAAAAAUUAUUAUUAUUAUUAUUAUUAUUAUUAUUAUUAUUAUUAUUACGUUUAUGAAAAUGUUGAACGAAGUUGGUCUUGAUAAAAAACAUCAGAACUUUUGUGUUAAGAAAAUAAUGUCCAUCGGUCCAGGAUUGGACCGAUCCGGACUUGAUGAACAUUUAAGAAUGAGCUUUCUCUUAGUUUUAUACCUGUAAUAUAGCUUUAUCAAUAAUUAAUAGUUCAAGUAGUCAAUUAUAAAUUACCUUAAUUAGUGAGAUUUAUAAUUGUAUAUACAUAAAAUGUCAAAAUAAAGUUUCCAUUAUUAUUAUUAUUAUUAUUAUUAUUUUUGCAGAUAACUUUGGACAUAACGAAACAGUACCUGACAAGAGUAUGGUUGAUAAAUAUAAAGAUUAUACUGUAAAGGAGUUAAAGAAAGCUUUGCAAAAUUUAAAAUCCAACAAAGGUGAUCUUAGUGAAAUUAAAUACGUUUCCCGUACA